AUGCUAAUUUACAAGAUAUCAAACCUAAGGAACCAAUCGCAAUAUGCAAUACCUCUCAUAUUGUAUGCACACACAAAAACUUGCCCAGCUAAUUUCAAACCAACAAAAAAACCCGUUUGCCCCGCGCCAGGAUCUAAAACUCCUGGUGCUUCAAGCACUUCUUCAGGAGGCACCGGCUUGAAACGUGGAGAUCCAGGUAAAGUCCGCCUUGGAUUCAUUCCUGAAGAAUGGUUCACCUUCUUUCACAACAAAACUGGCGUAACUGGACCUUACUUAUUUUGGAUACUAUUAGCAAAUUACUUAUUCAGCAAAGAAAUAUUCGUAAUGGAACAUGAGUAUUACGUCGGUCUAUCCAUAUUUGUUAUUCUUUAUACCGGAACCAAAAAAUUAGGCCCAAGUGCUGCAAAAUACUUCGAUGAACAGGUGGACGCUGUUGCUAACGGACUUGAGCAGAGUAGAAAAGAUAUGAUGGCUUUAUAUGAAACAACAAUCAAGGAUGCGAAGGAUAUGCAAACAAGAGCGAAUGGACAGAAAAUGUUAAUGGAAGCAAAGAAGGAGAACGUAGCGAUGCAACUGGAAGCAGCUUACCGAGAGAGACUGAUGCAAGUUUAUAACACAGUUAAAGGGCGUAUGGAAUACCAUGUGAAGCGCAAUAGAGUUGAGAAUCGAAUUCACCAGAAAUGGAUGAUCGAUUGGAUUUUAUCCAAUGUCAGAAAAUCAAUAACCCCGGAGUUUGAGAAACAGGCUCUCAACAGAGCUAUAGAAGAUUUAGGAGCUUUGGCUGGAAAGGCGUAA
Zerene cesonia (dogface butterfly) is the source of this 795-nucleotide messenger RNA. Its product is annotated as ATP synthase subunit b, mitochondrial-like. Gene Ontology annotation, biological process: proton motive force-driven ATP synthesis. NCBI's taxonomy places the organism in Eukaryota, Metazoa, Arthropoda, Insecta, Lepidoptera, Pieridae. Gene Ontology annotation, molecular function: proton transmembrane transporter activity. The coding region runs from base 1 to 795 and encodes 264 amino acids. The record is from RefSeq and is a predicted model, not a curated record. The transcript has a single exon.